Funneliformis geosporum is the source of this 1024-nucleotide messenger RNA. NCBI's taxonomy places the organism in Eukaryota, Fungi, Glomeromycota, Glomeromycetes, Glomerales, Glomeraceae. The record is from the annotation of a GenBank genome assembly.
AUGGCUCCCUACCAAAAGGGUGGUCUCUUUUCUUUCUUCUCUGGUGGUGAUUAUGACCAAGCUAAAAAAAGACUGAAUAUUAAAGAAUACAAAAUUUUCCUCAAAAAAAAAGAUUUCCAAAAUUAUGACACGAAAUUCUUUAAAGCCUUAUUACCGCUACUAAAUAAAAACCGAACUGAAUUUUCGGUUCCUCCGGGUAAAAUCCCCGUUCCCAAUGCCUUAAAAGAUGUUAUCAAGGAUAAAUUCUUUAUCGUGGAAGAGAAAAAACUACCUACUUUCUGGCAGAAAGUUAAAAGAAAAGAGGCCGAAACCGACCCUUAUUAUUUUGUGGAACAAUUUUUCAAAGAAGGGAUUGUGGAACAAGAAAUUGACACCUUUGAAGAGCUUUGUGAAGAACUAAAACCCCAUUUUCCCGGUCGGAAUGCUUCCACCGGCAGAGAUGCUAUGAUUUACAAGUCUUUCAAUACUUACACCGAAUUAUUUAUCGAAGCGGUGCAUCUGUUUGCUGACCAAUACGAAAGAUUACGCGGUUUUGGUGGUGGCUCUUUUGAACAAUUAUUUUCCUCCGUCCGGUUAGGUUUAUAUAGUGCGGUGGAAAAUUGCGUCCUGAGUCGAGCCGGUUUAAAUUAUCCUGACCUCACCAAUGACCCCUCUCCUCGCUUAAAUGCGGUUAAAGAAUAUUUAAAAAAAGUCUACACUUUGCGAGUUCGCUUUCAAGUCUUUGAUGUUUUUAUCCGCUUAGAUUGGUUGCCCAAAGAUAUUCCUGGUGGUCUUACUGAAAAGUUUGGUGGAAAUGGAGACCAAAUCUUCCAAAAAAUUUUUGCGACCGUAGUAGGAGGCAACCCCAAUGACAAUCCCAUUAAUUUAGAAGAAGUCCCCUCCUCAGAUGAACAGUUAAAAAAAGACUUUGAAAAAAGUAAAGAACCAGUUCCCACGGAAGAAAGUAAAAAUAAUAAUAUACCACCAAAAAAAAGCAGUCGAGCCAGUUCUCCCAGCCGAAAAGCCACCGAGGAAGAAGCAGCAG